AUGAAUUUAAGUACAACACCAAUAUCACCAUUACUUCUAUCAUCACCACCUGCAGUUUUAUCAACAACACCAGUGAAUAUAAAUGAAUUAAUGAAUAAAAUUGAUUAUUUUAUUAAAUUUUAUGUAGCAUUUCUAAUUGAUGUAUUUCAACCAUCUAAAUCCGUUUUUGGUACAAAUAGUGGUUCAAUACUUGAAUUUAAUUUAUCAGAUGUUCAUUUACUUUGUAUUAGAAUGUUUAUUAAACGACUUCAUUUAUUUUGUUCAUAUCAAAUUGGUGUUGUUGAAAAUAAUGUUUCUCUUGCUAAUACGAGAAUGACAUUACUUGAACAACUUAAUCUUCUUGUAUCUUUAUAA
Messenger RNA from Rotaria sp. Silwood2, 354 nucleotides. The record is from the annotation of a GenBank genome assembly. Lineage: Eukaryota; Metazoa; Rotifera; Eurotatoria; Philodinida; Philodinidae.